AUGAUCAGCUUAACUUUAAUCUUUGUGACGGCGGCUGGAGUUGCCAUGUCAGAAUUCAUUUGUCCACGUCCUUGUGAAUGUGACGGCGUGGCGGUCGUCGACUGUUCUAAUCGCGAGCUGACUCGUAUCUCGACCGACGGUUUCGACAUCGACACGAGGAGAAUCAUAUUGUCAAACAACAGAGUGGAAGCGCUUGAAGCUUCUGUAUUCCACAAGACGAAAGUGAGGGUGUUGCAGCAGGUGUUGCUCGACCACAACCGGAUAUCCCGUGUCGACCCGGAAUCGUUCUUCGCCCAGUCUGAACUGAUCGUGCUGGACCUGUCCCACAACGCGCUGACGGCGCUGUCCAUGUUCCCCUUCAGGCGGUGCUGGCGAUUGCAGCGGCUGAUACUCUCCCACAACCCCUUGCUCACAUUCGACGGUACAGCGCCACCUCCGGCGUUCAGAGAGCUCUACCUGGAUCACUGCGCACUAAGGCACGUCCUGAGCCCGAAGGCACCGGCCCGUGAUGUUUCAGGGGUGGCACGCCUGCGUCUGGAUGGCCUGAAGCGACUGCAGGUCGAAGGGAACCCACUGCGUUGCGACUGCAGCCAGCUGGGCACCUACCGGCAGCUGGAGCGCAUGCGGCUCGCUAGGGAUACCAACUGCGGGGAUUCCCCAGACCUCUUCUGGCAGGCCGUCCUCGAGAGGCUCGACUGCUCGCCCUGUCCUCAAAAUUGCACCUGUCCGACGCACAGUGUUGCCAACUGCAGCAGUGCCACUCUGCGAGUGGUCCCACAGGAAGGCUUCAACCACUCUGUCACCACCAUUGUGCUCUCCAACAACAGCAUAGAAAGAAUUGAUAACGGUGUAUUUGCAGCAGCGAAAGUCACAGCCACUGAGAAGAUUCUGCUGGACCACAACCGCCUGUGGCUGCUGGAUGUGGGUGCCUUUUCCAGCCUGGACCAUUUGCGAUAUCUGGAUCUGUCCCACAACGAACUGCGUGGGAUCUCCAACCGGAUGCUGGAGCAAGCGUCGCUGUCUAACCUGGAGUCGCUGUUGCUCUCGCACAACCUGCUGUCGCACGUGGCGGACGGCGCGUUCUCUGGGCUGUCGCGGCUGAGAUACCUCGACCUGUCCCACAACCUGCUCACUACCCUCUCCACAGAUGCCUUUGCUGGUACCGCCCUCGUGUCCAUCUCAGUGGCUUCCAAUGCUUUAUCCGACCUGUCGUGGAUGGUCAACAGCAGUGGCUCCUAUCGCGAGGUCAAUGUCAGCAACAACAAUUUGAAGACGUUGUCUGCUGCAGAGGUGGCAGCACUGUCCAGACUCAGCGCCCUCCAGCUGGUGGGGAACCCUCUCCGAUGCGACGUGACGCUUCUGCCCGCGCUCUACGCGCUGGAAUCCCGUGCUCUGGCUAGGGACACCAAGUGUCACACUCCACCAAGUCUGAGGGGCCGAUUUUGGCAAAACCUGGACAGACACACAGCACAGCCGCUUAUGCUUGGUGUAGGCUCCGUCCCCAACGAUAUUAAAACUUCAACCACGCCGCCUCCGCCACAGCUUCAACAGGCAGGGUGCACACCAUUAUAUCUGUUUUUUGUAAUUGUACCAAUUACGAUCGCACUAUCAGUGUUACUGACUCUCGCAGCUGCGCAUUUCAUCCUCAAAGAAUGGGAUGCUAAGCACAAAGGUGUUCAAGAAUAUACAGGUGAUCAGCGCCUGCAGGCAUUCUUUGCUGACAUGCUGGACACUGAAUGA
This is a messenger RNA of Schistocerca americana (American grasshopper), 1740 nucleotides long. Its product is annotated as chondroadherin-like protein. The coding region runs from base 1 to 1740 and encodes 579 amino acids. The record is from RefSeq and is a predicted model, not a curated record. The transcript has 3 exons. Gene Ontology annotation, molecular function: protein binding. Lineage: Eukaryota; Metazoa; Arthropoda; Insecta; Orthoptera; Acrididae.